This is a messenger RNA of Ostreococcus tauri, 2733 nucleotides long. RefSeq names its product Nucleolar complex-associated. Gene Ontology annotation, biological process: DNA replication initiation. Gene Ontology annotation, cellular component: nucleolus. The transcript has a single exon. The coding region runs from base 1 to 2733 and encodes 910 amino acids. NCBI's taxonomy places the organism in Eukaryota, Viridiplantae, Chlorophyta, Mamiellophyceae, Mamiellales, Bathycoccaceae. The record is from RefSeq and is a predicted model, not a curated record. Gene Ontology annotation, molecular function: chromatin binding.
AUGGGCGCGAAAAAGCGAAAAUCACGAAAACCGACGGACGCGCCGUUGCCGCCGCCGUCUGAGAGUGAAUCCGAGGUGGACUACGAGGAUGUCAAGUUUUUGAAGAAAAAUGCGGCGUACGCCAAGUUCAUCGCGGGCUCAAAGUUUGACACAGGAGACGGCAAGCCGCGAAAGGCGGCGGUGGCGGACGAAGAUGAGGCGCCGGAGGUUCGCUACGAGCGCGAGCGCGCAUUGAAGGAGCGAGAUGAGCGAAAAGCGAUUUUAGCGGCGGAACGCGUGAAGAGAGAGACACCGGAGGAGGAGCGGCCGUUGGCGCUGCCAGUGAAGCGAUUGGACGGGACGGUGGUGCGAGACGCGCACGCGCCGGCGGAUGCUCCGGAGAGCGCCAGCGAGGAAGGGGAGGACGACGGCGACGAUGACGGACGCGGGUGGACGGACGUGGGUAGGGGUGAUGGGAAGAUGUUGGGUAAGAAGGCGCUGGCGAGGGAGAUACGCGAGAGCGAUCUCGGGAGGGAGACGACGAAGUCGAAGAAGAACGACAAGUGGUGGGAAAAGCCAAGCGUGGAGGAUGAGAAGCGGGCGAGGGAGGAGGCAAAGAGGAAAGCGAAGAAGAGUUCCGAUGACUCGGAGAGUGAGGCCGACGACGACAAAGAGGCUUUGAAGUCGAAGCUAGCCGAGAAAAGGCGGGCGGAGCGAGUGGCGCUCGAGGCAGAGAUGAGCGCCGAGGCGCGAAGAGAGAGCGUACGCGUGCGCAUUGCCACCACGUGUCAGAGCCUGAUCGAGGAUCCGGAGACGCGCUGGAAGGAGCUGAAAGAGGUCAGCACGCUUGCAGAAGAUAGAGAUCAAGAAGUCGCGCGCAUCGCGUCCCUCUCUCUCGCUCUUGUGUAUCGAGAUAUAUGUCCGGGAUAUCGCAUUCGUCCGACAACGGAGAAGGAGGCGCACAUGAAGGUGAGCAAGGAGGUGAUGAAGACGCGUGCUUUUGAGACCGGUUUGCUCAAUCAUUACAAGGCGUACGUCAAAAUGCUCGUUCGUUGCUCUGGGGCGAAAAAAUCGCGGGCGCAGCGCGGCAAGGGUGGACCAGACUCGGAAUCUGCGCUGAAAUGUCUGUGUGCGCUUCUCGUGGGAUUGCCGAGCUUCAACUUCCGCACGGAUGUCAUGUCCGCCAUCGUGCCUGUGUUCGGAUUUCGAGACGUCGAACUCGCGAAACUCGUCGCCAAAUCUCUGGGUGAGGCGGUAGAGAACGACGUGCGCGGUGAUAUCACGCUCGAGGCGUUACACAUGACAGCACAGCUCGUCAAGCAGAGCAAGUGUAACAUUCAUCCGUGCGCGUUUGAUUACAUUCUCAAGGUUCGUUUCGAUGAGGGUAUCCUAGUACCGAUGAUCAGAGAUAAGAAGGAUGUUCUUUCUCGAAAGCAGACCUUCAAGAAGAAGCAAGAAGAGCGCGAUAAGAUCAGACGUGCGCGCGCGGAGAAGAUGCGCAAGCAGCAAGACAAGGAACGCAUGAAGUCCUUUGGACACGUGGCCGACUCCUCGGACGACAGCGAUGACGACGAGGCGGCGUUGAACCGAGACGUAGACGAAGGUUCGGCGGUGAUGAGCUACGGUGAGAAGAAGAAGAUGCAGAGCCGGCUUUUGGAGGCGACGUUCGAGAUGUACUUUCGUGUGUUGAAAAACGCAGCUAGCCCCGAGCCGACGCCGGGUCUGCCCAUGUUAAGCGCCGCGCUCACCGGUUUAGCCAAGUUCACACACCUCAUCUCGAUCGAUUUCCUGGGUGAUCUCAUGGAGGUGUUUAGAAAGCUCUUAGCCAAGGAUGACUUCCUCUCUGACGCCCUCAAGGCGCAGACUUUGCUCACUGCUUGCGAAAUUUUGAGCGGCCACGGCGAGGUCCUUCAGGUGGAUACAGGCGAAUUUUACCGGCAGCUCUACGCCAUGCUGGGCAAACCCAGCGCCGGCGCCGCCGGUUGGCAGGAUGGGAUGUCAUUAACGGAUCAGAAAGCGCUCGAUCACGGCACACUGCGCGUUCGUGCCAUUCAGAGAUUCGUCGGCGGUUUCAAGCAAGUCGAUCAGGCGCGUAUGGCGGCGUUUUCCAAGCGUCUCGCCUCUGCCUCGAUCGGCAUGGAGGCAGGUGAGUGCUUGGGAUCCCUCGGCGUCGUUCGGCAGAUCCUUGCAUCGUAUCCUCGCGUGCGUAAUCUCCUCGAGAAUGAGCGCAUCGGUAACGGAGUGUUCCAGAUGGAUUUGGACGAUCCCGAGCACGCGCAAGGCCUUUCUGCCGUGCUCUGGGAUCUGUGCCUGCUCGCUCGACACUACCAUCCAACGUGUGCGGCUGCGGCGACAGAGGUGGCGAGCCUUCCAUUGAGCGGCGCGAUUGCCCCCCCACCUGGCUCUCACGCUCCGAGUGAGCUCGCGAAAGCGUACUCCACCUUGCGAGGCGACUUCAACCCGCCGAUUCCAGAGCCGCAACCGCCGCGAAACAAACCACGCGCGCCGAUCGAGCAAAAGUCCUUCGUCGACAUCCACAACGCCGCUUUCGAACGAGUAUUAGUCGACAUCGACGUCAAAUCAGCCGCCACCGCCGCCACCACCGCCUUCCGUCGAUACUUCCGUCGAGUCCGAGCGCACAGCGAGAACACUCGGCUUCGAGCCGAACGCGCUCGAUUCGGGCGCCUCGUCGCCGCCAUCGGCGCGCACCGCGCCGAGCGCGAGGCGCGAGGCAUCGAAGAAGAUGAAUAUUAA